This is a messenger RNA of Armigeres subalbatus, 5073 nucleotides long. RefSeq lists its product as uncharacterized. Gene Ontology annotation, molecular function: cysteine-type endopeptidase activity; cysteine-type endopeptidase inhibitor activity. The transcript is spliced from 9 exons. NCBI's taxonomy places the organism in Eukaryota, Metazoa, Arthropoda, Insecta, Diptera, Culicidae. Gene Ontology annotation, cellular component: lysosome. The record is from RefSeq and is a predicted model, not a curated record. The coding region runs from base 184 to 4863 and encodes 1559 amino acids.
UUUUGGCCGAGAUCGCCACCAGUUGAGCGAAGUCGGUUGUCGCGAACGGACGUGUUUUUCGGUAGCUAGUGAUAAUUCUGAAAUAUUUGUAAACAGAGCUAUAUCAUACAGUUGUGCAGUGCUUCUUCAGGUGUUGUGGACGGAUGACGAAUCGACAGUGAGUUAAUCGGCGAGAACUAGAAUAUGAAGUGCUUGCGAAGCAGGCUGGUGGUACAUAUUUUGAUACUACUGGCGAUAACCUUAGCAACGGUAGUGCGUUGUCAGGAUGAACAGCAGGCAACGACGGAAGUAACCGAUGGAGGUGCAGCAGUAGGCGCUGACGAUGUAGAGGAUUACUUGGUCAGCGGACUCCGUCUGGAACACGAACUCGUUAAGGAGCAGGCUGAUGAACCUUCGACACGGACGAGCGGCGAGAGUUUUGUCGCAAUCCACGUCGAUGCGUUGGGUGCAAAAGAACAACUGCGGCCCUCACUUCGCGGUUUGUCCAUUAUUGCGAUAAGCUUCCUCCCGAAAGAUUUCACACUACAGGAAGUACAAUCGGCAACACGGGAAGUGGUCGCUGGUGUCCGAUAUGAACUUGUCGUCAAGGCCUUAGAUCGUGAACAAUUGGAAGUCUAUUGUAAACUAACUGUACUGGAAAAACCUUGGUUGACCACAGAGAUUGGCGACAAGUACCGUACACUGGAGUACUCGAAUUGUACAUCCGGAGAAGAGACAACCGAAAGAGUAGAGAUAGUGACAAAACUACACCCAAUGUUUGACCCAAGUUUGCGAUCACAACAGGAGAUGAAUCCUUCAAGGUUUAAAGAUUUAGUGAGUCAAAUUAUUAUCGAGAAAAAGCUCGUGGUCAGUAGUACCCCCAAUAGUGAGGUGAUCCUUACAACCACCACCGAGAAAUCGAGUACGCCAGUACUCAGCGAAUCUUCGAAAGAUGUCCUUGAUCAGUUGUUCAUGUUUGGAAGUCAAGCUCAACCACCACGUAGAAUAGCAACUAGUACCAACGAACGUGAAAAGGAAGUUGAUGAAGAAUUAAUCAUUCCGAAAAAAGUAGUACAACCUCAAUCGGAGGUGACCACUACGGAGACAGCACCUUUGGAAACGACCACAAUAUCGCUUGACCAACAGGUUCAAUUUACAUUCGAGGAAGUGUUCAAAACUCAUCAAGAAAUACAGAAAGCGUUGGACGAAGUUAUCCAUCGAGGGGGUGGCCGAGAAGUGCAACAAAAAUACGAACCGGUGUUUGCCUCGCUUCUUCAAAAGGUUAAAACCAGUAUUGAUAACUACUAUAGAACUGUUAAUCCUGGCGGGGGUGAUGCUAACGUGGACACGGCGGCAUUCGUCAUCAGAGACAGUACUGCUUCUUUACAGAAUUCUAUCCCAGCAAAACUAAACAAUGAUCAACAUUCUUCAGAGAGCAACGAUUCCGACGAUCAACAGCAACAACAAUUGAUUCAACCGGACUUCAGUUUGCAGACAUCUAAACCGCCGAAGAUCGACUCGAUCGUGAUGCACUUCAGCGAUGACAGCGACGAACAACAGCAAGAAACUGUUCAACGAACACAAACACGGGAGGAGUUGAUUCGGGACUUAAACGUUGAUGACUCCCAACAGCGCAACAAACGUGCUCCCGGUUCGCAUUCUUUCGAGCAUAAACCUUUCGACUCUAACCCAUUCUUCGGCAGUCAUUCUCACGAAUCGCACGAACAGCACGGUUAUAAUCCGCUGAUUAACUUCAGUCCGUAUAAUGCUUUGGAUCCGUACAAUUCGGUCGAUCGUUACCUGGAAUAUCCGUACCACAGAAAUAAGCGAUUCGUUGAGAUGAAUUUGGCCGAAGCUGACCCCAAGCAGACAUCCGAAAUAGAGAAGGUCGUAAGCGAAGCGAUCCAGAUGCUGGACCAUAUGGAUGCGGAUCUAUUCAAGCGAAUACUGCUCGAGGUGAUCAGUGUCAAGCGGAUCAAUCAGUUUGGCAGCGCCGUCGAACAGAAGGGAGACCUGUAUGUGGCCCGGGUUGUCACCGCGAACUCGCACUGCGUCGAGGAGAUCGAGGAUUCGGUCAAGUGCAAGUCUCUGCUCAUCGAUGGCAGCAAUAAGUUCUGCACACUUGAGAUUCGAGACAAGGACAAAGAAGUGCGCCUGGUGAAGUCGGAGUGCGUUCCAAAUAAGCUGCUGGGUGGAUUACAUGAGGUGGAUCUCACUGAGCCGGAACAUCAGCAGCGGAUUCAAGCUGGCUUGAAGGGAUACGCGAAGGGGAAGAAUAGAGCAUCCCGUUUCAUCAUCCGCUGCGGUACGGUUCAGAUCGUAGCCGGGACCAUCCAUCGCUACACGGUCGAUCUGGUGGACAAAGAUGACCAAGUGACCAAUACGUGCAGCGUUAAGAUCUACACCCCACUGCGGGACACACCGGAGUAUACUUUCAAUUGCCAGGAUGUGUCACGGCGCGUCGCUCGUGACGUCGAACGUAAGAAGCUCAGCAAGGGUCCAAAAACCGGCGCCCCUCUGGAAUUGACCCCAGAAGAGUUCGGCAAGUCGGAACACACAGAACGGAUACAGAGCAUACUGCUGACUGCGGGAGGUGAAAAUAAUGAACGCAAGUACAAAAUCGUUGAAGCUACGCAGCAGGUGGUGGCAGGAACCCUCUAUACCUACAAACUGGUCUUCACCGAUGAUCCUGAUAAGCGCGUCUGCAAGCUUACCUCACAUGAGCGGCCUUGGCUUAAGGAAAAGUCACCAGCUGAAGCCAAAAAAGUUUCUUUCUCCUGCCCAGACGUAAACAAAGACCGAUCUAAACGAGAGGUCUGUGCUGGAUGCCCUGCGGCGUUGUCGUCUAAUGACCUACAAGACGACGAACACAAACAACGCGUGAACAAGAUUUUGCUAGCCAAAGUAGUUGGAUCGCCGGGUGAACUCGAAUCUCUAUCGCCACAAAUAAUUAAUGCCACAAGUCAGGUAGUUCAGGGCACUCUGUACACCUACUUUGUUAGUUUCGACUUGCAAGGUUCCCGUCAGAUCUGCAAAAUGACCUCUUGGGAGCGCCUUUGGUUGAAGGGAGAUGAUGCCUAUCAAUACACUGCAUCAUGCACCGAACAGGUAGACUCCAAUGCGGUAAGAAAACGCUCCAAACGAUCCUUUUGCGUCGGAUGUCAGGCAGGUCUAAGUUCGGAAGAGCUGAAAAGUCCGGAACACAAGGGACGUGUCAUUAAGAUUUUAUUGAGCAAGGUGGCAGGAUCUGAAGCGCAACUCCAAACCAUGUCUCCCGAAUUAAUCAACGCUACCAGUCAGGUGGUGCAGGGCACUUUGUACACCUAUUUUGUUGGAUACAUCGUAGACGGUGCGCGUAAGGUAUGCAAACUGACCUCAUGGGAACGACCUUGGUUGUCGGGAGACGAAGCCUAUCAAUACACAGCCGAAUGUGGAUCGGAACAGGAUGACACCUACACGCUACGCAAACGAAGGUCUAGAAGCAAACGAGGUUCUAAAUCGAGUCGUGCCGAUGAGAGCACUGUUGCGCGUGUCCGUCGCCAUGCCAAGAAAACAGGGGCCUCGAACGAACUAUCUGCCGAAGAUUUGAAGGACAGAAGUCACAUUGAGCGGAUUAAGGCCGGUUUGGUGGCUUACAACACGGAAAAGUCCAAGUCGUAUGACGACUUUGAAAUCGUCAAAGGCUCAGUUCAGUUGGUGGCCGGUUCAUUAUACAAGUACACGUUCAAGGUGAAGGGUGAACCGGAAGUAGUCUGUAAAAUUUCCGUGUGGGAACGCAUUUGGAUGGAUACCCAGGAGCAACGCAAAUACAACGUGAAAUGCGACGGAGAUGAUGAACCGGAAAAGGAUCAGUCGCUUACCAAUGCAAAGCGUUCUAUUCGCUCCAUUCGUCCUCGGCAGUCCGAUGGCGACGGUGAGGGCCACUAUUCCAAAGGCGAAGACCACGCCCGGCAUCUGUUUGAGAAGUUUAAGUUGAAGCACAGUCGCCAGUACCAGAGCAGCUUGGAGCACGAGAUGCGAUUCCGAAUUUUCAAGAACAAUCUGUUCAAAAUCGAACAGUUGAACAAGUACGAACAGGGUACGGCCAAAUACGGCAUUACGCAUUUCGCCGAUAUGACUAGCGCCGAGUACAGACAGAGAACUGGGCUGGUUGUACCCAGAGACGGUAGCGACAACCAUGUGGGUAAUCCGAUGGCCGAGAUUGACGAGCACAUGGAAGUUCCGGAUGCAUUCGAUUGGCGUCAGCUGGGCGCUGUUUCGCAGGUAAAAAAUCAAGGCAAUUGUGGUUCAUGUUGGGCGUUCAGCGUUGUAGGUAAUAUUGAAGGACUCAAUCAGAUCAAAACCAAAGUUCUCGAAGAAUUCUCUGAACAAGAAUUGCUGGACUGCGAUGCGGUCGACAGUGCCUGCCAAGGAGGAUACAUGGACGAUGCCUACAAAGCGAUCGAGAAGAUCGGUGGUUUGGAGCUGGAAAGUGAUUAUCCGUACAUUGCAAAGAAGCAAAAGACAUGCCACUACAACAGCACCAAGGUGCACGUCCGCGUUAAAGGAGCCGUCGAUUUGCCAAAGAAUGAGACGGCCAUUGCCCAGUACCUGGUAGCCAACGGUCCAAUUUCGAUCGGUUUGAACGCCAACGCCAUGCAGUUCUACCGGGGUGGAAUUUCUCACCCGUGGCGUCCGUUAUGCAGUAAGAAGAAUCUGGACCACGGCGUGCUGAUCGUUGGGUACGGCGUCAAAGAGUAUCCGAUGUUCAACAAAACUAUGCCCUUCUGGAUCGUCAAGAACUCCUGGGGUCCCAAGUGGGGCGAGCAGGGCUACUACCGAAUCUUUAGGGGUGAUAAUACCUGCGGUGUAAGCGAGAUGGCAUCAUCGGCUGUGCUAGAAUAGACACCUCCAGGGGAAAGUCUGGUGGGUGAGAGCAGUUGUCACGUGAUCAUCUACCAAAGUGGGGACAAUAACAUCUAACAUUAAUGUCUACUGUGGGAUAUAUUUGUCAGCGAAUAUUAAUCCUAGAAAGCAAUAUAGUAUGUAUUUUUAAAUUCAAUAUCAUAAAAUUACUAAAUGUUUCCUGUAUUUUUUAAAUAGCGAUCAAAUUUA